AUGGAAGACAGAAAACAUUGUUUGGAAGAAUGCUUUUUGGAUAAAAGAACAUGUCGUUUAUUCAAUCAUUCAAGUUAUUCAACACUUGGUUCAAAACAACCAUUUAUUGCCCCUUUAAUUUCCAAACUUGAUAUAGACCAUUACGAAAAUAUUUUAAAAUUAAAAAAUCGUUGUGGAGCUCGCCAUAUAGCUUUUAUGUUAAUUAAGGAUGCAGAACUACCUUCAUUUAAAAUUUUAAAAGGCCAAAAUCUGUCACUUCCUGAUUGCCUAAUAAAAUGCUUGGAAUCGUUAAUUUGUACUUUUGUUCAAUAUUUCCAAGGGUCAUGUAUUUUUGGAAUGGAAAAAUUAAUUGAAGAUCAGGAACCCUUACUUUUGGAUAAUUCUUUUUUAUUUGAACCUAUUUGCCUUCCAGACCCUCCAAAUAAUUUGACAAUUCUGGAUUGUGAGGAAGAACAUGUUUUUGAAAAAGUUGUGAAUAUGGAAUUGAGAGGGGAUAAUAUUGAAGAGUUAGGGGUUAUUAGAGACAUUCCCAACAUCAAACUGGAUGAGUGUCUUGAUGCCUGCAUUUUAGAUGAAUUUUGCCUUAGUAUUAAUUAUUAUUCUAAAAUUGAAAAUAAUUCUUCAACAAUUUGUCAAAUUUUGCCUUUUAACAGAAAUAAUAACAACAAAACACUUUCAGUGUUAAUUCAAGGGGUUAAUUAUUAUGAAUUGGCAUGUAAAAGGGAAAGAAUUGGAGGAAAUAAGUUUGAACAGAAUAUUGAAAAAAUUGAAGAAAAUAAGGAAAUAUUAAAAACAACUACAACGACGACGACUAAUACUACAAUAAUUACAAUAAUUAAUAAUAAUAUUACAAAAUUACAAAAAUGCUCAUUUUUACCAAAUUCAGGAAUACAGGAAUGUAAUAAUAAUAAUGUUGCCACAACUACACAAACAAUUUUUCCAACUUUAAUAACAAAAGAAUUUAAUUUUUCAAAAUUAACAAUAAAACCAACAAUUUCUGAUAUAGAAGAAACAACAGAAAAAAUAAUAAAAACAACUAGUAGUAAAAAUUCUGAAAUUAAAAAUUCUAAAAAUAAUAAUCGGCUUUAUUUAAAUCAACUUAAUGUUUAUGUAUUUUGUGAUUCACAAGGGGCUAAUGUUUCUUUCCAAUUAAAGAAUAACUCUCAGCGUUAUUCUGGUAAAAUUUAUGCCGCAGAUCGUUUCGAUAAUUGCCUUCUAAACGUUAAAAAUGCAAAAGAAUUCUUUUUCUUUGUGAAUAAGCCUGGAAAUAAUUUGAUAAAAAAUUGGUGUAAUGCUAAAAUAAAUAAUGAUCAAUUAAAUAUAUUAUUAGUAUUGUCUAAUAGUGUGGGAGAAGGAAUACCGCCGGAAGUAACCACAAAGGAUGAUUUAUUUUUUUAUAUUACUUGUCGUUAUAUAAAUGGAUUGCCUAUUCCGGAAGGGAAUGUUACAAAUGGAUUUGAAAGCUAUUCAAAAAUAGAACCGGAAAAAGAAAAUAAUAAAAAAUAUUUGGAUGAACAAACAAAUUUUGUGGAGAAUAGAGGAGAUACUAGAAUCAAACUAAAAAUACUUAAAAAUGGAAAACCUAUCAACAAUGUUUUUAUUGGAGAGAAGCUAUUAUCAGUUGUAGAAAGUAAUAGUGCUAUAAAUCCAGAAAACUUCCGUGUAUCUGAAUGCAACGCUACCCGUGUAUUACCACCAAUAACUGAUGAUAAUAUAUCAGAACAAAUUCAAGAAUAUUCUGGUCCCUCAAUUCCCUUGUUGGAUUCAAAUGGUUGCUCAUUACACCCCCAAAUCAUGGGAAAUAUGCGUCGUGUGGGGGACCAUUUAGAAGCUACAUUGACUGCUUUUAGAAUUGAUGGAGGAAGUGAAUUGGAAAUAAUUUGUUCAGUGAUCAUUUGUCGUUCUCAAUGCAAAACUGCUAAAUGUUCAAGGAAAGAUACCUUGGAAGAAUCGAAUUUUUUAAUUGAAAAUGAAGCUAAUUUUAAUUCAAAAGAAUUUUUAAAUAUUGGAGAGACCCUUAGACACCGUUUAGAAAGAAGGGAUACAGAGGAGCAUUUAAAUGAAGCUGAUAAAAUUACUGUGGAUAAAAGAAUUCGUGUUUUGGUUAUGAAAGAAGAGAAUUCUCCCAUAUCCAUAAAAGAGGAAGAAAAUGAAGAUGAAGGAGAGAAGGUGGAAAUGAAGGAGGAAUUGAAGGAGAAUCGUUUGGACGAGGAAUCUCUAAAAAAUGAGAAUUCUGACGAUUCAAGGAUUAUUAGUGAUAAUGAAUAUGUCAGUUCAACAUUGCAAGCUUUUGAAAUUACAAAUGACAACGAAAAUGAUGAGGAACAAAAUGAUGGUAUACUCGAACCCUUCAUAAUUUUAUUCUCCAUAGCACUAUUACUAAUUCUGUCCGGAGCAUUGUUUGCUACAACACUAAUUAAUUGGCUCCAUAAAAGAAGGGAUAGGUCUAAUAAAUAUACAAAUUCUGAAAGAAAUUAUUUUUACCCUUCUAGUAAUGAAAUUGGAAGUCAAUAUUUUUACAUUCCUCGAAUUCAGAAGGAUUUUGUUUUGACUUGA
Messenger RNA from Meloidogyne enterolobii, 2556 nucleotides. NCBI's taxonomy places the organism in Eukaryota, Metazoa, Nematoda, Chromadorea, Rhabditida, Meloidogynidae. The record is from the annotation of a GenBank genome assembly.